GCUUUUGAGGUUUUACUUUGUGAUGGAAAAAGAAGCUGAUGUCUUUUAUCGGGAGCUGCCGAAAGUGGAGCUUCAUGCUCACCUCAAUGGCUCUGUCAGCAGUCAAACCAUCGAGAAACUGAUCAGCAGAAAGCCGCAUCUCAACAUUGAACACGACAUGACGGCUAUCGGCAAAGGACAGCGGAGGACCCUGGAUGAAUGUUUUCAAGUCUUCAAGAUCAUACAUCAGCUGGUGGACACCGAGGAGGACAUCCUGAUGGUGGCUACAGAUGUUAUCAGGGAGUUUGCAGCUGAUGGUGUCAAAUAUCUAGAGCUGAGAAGUACACCAAGGGAGGACAAAAACACAGGAUUAACAAAAAAGAGAUACAUUGAAACUGUCAUAAAAGCCAUCCAACAGUCUAAGAGUGAUGGGUUAGACAUCGAUGUGAGGUUUCUGGUAGCAAUUGACCGCAGAAAUGGGACUGAGGUCGCCAUUGAGACGGUGAAGCUGGCCGAGGAGUUCAUGCUGCGCUCUGAUGGUUUGGUGGUGGGACUCGACCUCAGUGGAGAUCCAACGGUUGGCCAUGGCAAAGACCUGCUUCCUGCUCUGCAGAGGGCAAAGAACUGUGGACUGAAGCUGUCACUGCACCUCUCAGAAGUAGCGUCACAGCUGGAGGAGACAGACCUGCUGUUGGAUCUUCCUCCGGACAGGAUCGGUCACGGCACCUUCUUGCAUCCAGAAGUGGGUGGAUCCCAAGGUCUUGUUGAUAAAGUGCUAAAGAACAACAUACCUCUGGAGUUAUGCCUGACCUCAAACGUCAAGGGACAGACUGUACCCUGCUACUCUGAACAUCACUUCAAAUACUGGUACAAUUUAGGACAUCCGAGUGUCAUUUGUACUGACGAUAAAGGAGUCUUCUCUACGGACUUGUCUCAGGAAUAUCAGCUGGCAGCCUCCACGUUCGGUCUCAGUCGUGAAGCUGUGUGGAAGCUGUCCCAGCAGGCCAUUAACUGUAUCUUUGCACCGGACGACGUGAAACAGCAGCUCAGACAGGAGUGGAUUGAUCUAAAGCCUCAGGUGUUCAAGUGAACAGUGAACCCGUCUAGUGACACCUAAAGCCAGAUAUUUACCUCAAAUAAUAGUUUACAAAAAUAUUUCCAUUAACUUUUUUACAAGUCUUUGUAGAAAUUGUUACAUCAACUAAAAAGGGAAGUCUAACGUGUAUCUGCUGUUAAAUGAUGUCAUAAAUCAAACCAACAAACGUAAUAGAAACCUUGGUAUAAUUAAAAAAAAACAGCUAUGAGAAUAAACAUCUUAAGCCAG
Labrus mixtus (cuckoo wrasse) is the source of this 1303-nucleotide messenger RNA. RefSeq names its product adenosine deaminase-like (gene mapda). The record is from RefSeq and is a predicted model, not a curated record. Gene Ontology annotation, molecular function: adenosine deaminase activity. Lineage: Eukaryota; Metazoa; Chordata; Actinopteri; Labriformes; Labridae. Bases 23 to 1069 code for a protein of 348 amino acids. Gene Ontology annotation, biological process: inosine biosynthetic process; adenosine catabolic process. The transcript is spliced from 11 exons.